Corticium candelabrum is the source of this 1249-nucleotide messenger RNA. Its product is annotated as carbohydrate sulfotransferase 8-like. The transcript has 2 exons. NCBI's taxonomy places the organism in Eukaryota, Metazoa, Porifera, Homoscleromorpha, Homosclerophorida, Plakinidae. Gene Ontology annotation, cellular component: membrane. The coding region runs from base 15 to 983 and encodes 322 amino acids. The record is from RefSeq and is a predicted model, not a curated record. Gene Ontology annotation, molecular function: sulfotransferase activity. Gene Ontology annotation, biological process: carbohydrate biosynthetic process.
CGGGUUAGCACGAUAUGCAGCUUAUCAGGUUUCGUCGACGUUACGGUCUGAUUCUACUGAUCGUAUUCUCACUUGUCACUUACUCAGCGAUGUUGGUCUGCAAAAGGGGGAUUGUUCGAGAUAAACAAACUAAGCGAUCUCUUUCCGUUACAAGAAACACAGCAUCGUCACGUUUUGAGGAAAGAAAAAAAUCAUUGAAGCGAGCUUGUGCACAAUUUCAGCGACCUCUUACGGAGAAAGAGAAGAAACUUUUGUACGCCACAAUGGUGGUGGACGAUAAACACCGACUCAUUUGGUGUCCUGUUAGAAAAUCCGGGACAACAUCAUGGCGUAGCAUGAUGCUCAUCCUGACGGGAAGGUUUUCGGACGUAAAGGCGGCGAUAGACCACGCCUUUCAUCGCGACUUCCAGGGUCUAACGCGCUUGAGUCACAGCAAUGCGGAUAUCGAGUGGAGGUUGAAGAACUACACGAAAUUCAUGUCGUACAGAGAGCCACUUCAACGUGUCGUUUCUGACUACAGACAGAUUAGAUUGCAUAAAACUAGACGUCAACAAAUUGUUUGUAAAUGGGUUGUAGAGUACAACAACCGUCUCAAUGGAGGCAAGAGUGAACAGGAUGCCUGGAAAAACAUCAGUUUUCCUCAUUUUGUCAAUUAUAUUACUCGUUUUUAUGGCAACAAAGAAAAGUAUAUAGAUCUUAACAUUCAUUGGAGACCAAUCAAUUUGAUUUGCCAUCCUUGUCACAUUGAUUAUGAUUUCCUUGUCGACAUGGAUAGUACUGGUCUUGCUGAGGAAUCAGAUUAUCUCCUCAGAUCUGUUGGAGCUCCCUCUUGGCUGCAUCUGCCGCAUGACAAUCGAUCGGGUAAUGAAACAAAAUACAGCUUUAUCUCUCAGCUUUCGACCGCUCAGUUUCAACAUCUUCGUGAUCAAUACGACGACGACUACGAGAUAUUUGGAUAUCAACGUCUCAAUCAACAUGAAUAAUGUGAUAACUACAGCUGAUUAUUCGUGCCAAGAUACUAAUUGUGAUCUAACUUUUAGUCUAUAAGCUCUCAUGUUAGUCGUUUAUUUAGUACUCUCAAUUGCUCGUUUUUGUUAAGUUAAAGUUGGUAGAAAAUUAAUGUUUGGCAGACUACUAAAUUUUAGCUACUGUAAGUUGUUUAUAUAAAAAUGCUACAGUCACGUGACGUGUGACCAAUCACGAGCGUGUAGUUAGAUGGUGUAUAAUAAGUGAGUGUAACAGUGCAAUA